GCGCUGGCCGCCGCCGUCGCGUUGGAAGAGGCUAUGAUGGCGGAAUCGGCGAUGAAAGUGGCCGCUGCAGCUAGGACGGAUGGUGAGCUGGCUCUGGAGUUGGAAAAGGUUUUUCUGGAAGAUGCUAUCGAGUCAGCGGAGCUAUUGGCAGAGAAAGUGGAUGCCUUGGCCGCCACCUUCGCGAAGAAUCAGGCCAUUUUGAGUGCAGAAGCUGAGAAAGCGACAGCCGUCACUGACGGACACCACGACGGCGCCGUCGCCAAGAAUCCCGCCGGCAUCGCGCCUGUCCGACGUCCGCAACUACAGUCCGCCGUAUGCCGCCCCCCCGCCGGAAAUGGUGAGCUCCGGUACAACGCCGUUCGUCUCGCCGUCGAUUCCACCUUCUUCGGCGGCCUCCAUGUAGCAAUUCAUAUCCGCUAG
Messenger RNA from Striga asiatica, 420 nucleotides. NCBI's taxonomy places the organism in Eukaryota, Viridiplantae, Streptophyta, Magnoliopsida, Lamiales, Orobanchaceae. The record is from the annotation of a GenBank genome assembly.